This is a messenger RNA of Durusdinium trenchii, 1878 nucleotides long. Lineage: Eukaryota; Dinophyceae; Suessiales; Symbiodiniaceae. The record is from the annotation of a GenBank genome assembly.
UCUGUGGCUGGGCUCUGUGGCCCGGCUCUGCGUCCGCACCUUUCCAAGAAGGACAAACAAACAACUAAAAAAGUUUUGUGAUUUCAAUUUUCUGAGCUUAGUUUGCUAUAUCUCCAUCCACCUCCCAUAUAUAUAAAUAAUGAGCAGCUCUCCGCCAUUUUGAUCCUCGCUUAGUUUUCUAUAUCUUCUUCCACCUCCCAUAUUUAUGAAUACUAGCUGCUCCUCCAAAAAUGUUUCAGUGUUCGGUGUCAAAGACAAAAAUUCAUUGAUGAAGCAGUUUGCUCUUGGGGUGAAAGUAGGGCGAACCAAGAAAUCGUUUUUUUUGACUUAUAUUGGUCUUAAACGAAUCGUUGCAUCGUUUUGAAGCUGUUUGGGGUCUAUGCUUGUAUAAUUUAAUGCUUCAGGAUUCGGGCUUUGAAGGCACAAGCUCAAGCCGCUGCCAAUCCCAAUCCGCAGCCGAAGCAAGCCGAGCAGAAGCGGGCUGAACAACCACCAGGAUCCUAUGUGGUUCAGACUGCGCUCGUCCACACUGACUUCCAUGAAACCCAGCUCAUGACUGAAGAGAUGGUUGUACAAGCUGUUGCACAAGCCGCGUCUACAGUACCGGUGGAAACCAUGCCCUCGCCCAAAACAACCCCAGAAGAGCGCCGUGCUCAAUACCAAGGCAAGCCGAUAGGCGGUUCAGCGACUUUGGCAUUGGGCGCCCCUGCUGAAGCUUCAGCAUUGGAGGACCCAAAGGCUUCCAUGGUGCCUGUCGGCGAGGAGAAGAAGGACGAUCCAGAGAUGAUGCAUGACUCGCAGCUUGAUGCGGGGGAGGCCUACGUGACGAGGGACCAGCAGCUGCAAAGCAAGAAAGCACGGAAACAGAACCGUGGGAAGGGUCAGGCCCGCAAGAAGAAGGGUGGCAAGAAGAAGGGUGGCAAGAAGAAUAGAAAGGGGCAAGUGGGUCGUAAGAAGGUCCGCAGCCCAAUCAAGAAACGACGACAAGUCUUGAAGUCUGCCAGCAGCGUUGCUGGGCAUGAUUGCGCUGAUGAUCAUCCCCGGCGCAAGAGGCGCACUUCUGCCAAGGCAGCUGCGGAAGAGCAGCCAGCUGUUGUAGAGGCUUUGCAUCCACCAGUGCCUGAGCCUAAGGAGAAGGCGAAGGCAAAGCCAAAGGGACGGGCAAAGGCAAAGGCUGCUGUCAAAAGCCCAAAGGCAAAGGCUGCUGUCAAAAGCCCAAAGGCAAAGGCUGCCCGUGAACCCAAGACCGCUGCCAAGAGGGGCAGGAAGCGGCAAACUGCUGCGGAUGCCAUCAUGAACAACCCGGAUCGCUCUUAUGCUGUGGUGUCGGCCAUGAUGCACUUUGCUCAGAGGUUCCCAAAAGAGGGAGAUAUGGCUUUAGACGCUUUCAAGACGGCCGUGAGGGCUGAAUUGCGAGAAAUGGAGUGGUACCGUCCCAACAUCUAUUGGACCAGGAAUGGGUGUGGAGUGACCCAGAAGAGGCCUUGUGCAGGGCAGAAGGCAAGUGACAUCCACACCUUCAGCUUCAACACAGCAAAGGUACCAUGCCGUGAGAAGCUCGCAAUCGCCGUCUUCUGUGCAGAGGCCGCAGCUUGGGGCCUGGAGAACACGUGGGAGGGCUACGAGAAGGGCGGCUUCGAGAUUAGAAAGCUCAAAGCCAAUGCUGCCAUUGCGUUGCACAUGCUUUCCACCGGCAACAACGACUUGGAGUGGCUCCGAAAUGAGUGAGGGCUACCGCAUUUUGUUUCAUAUCGGUAUUGCCGGUAUCAUCGCACACUGUAGGCCAGUGUGUAUCCAGGGGUCUUAGAUAUGUAUGCAACAUGCGUCUAGACUUGGCCAAAGGCAUUAUACCUGAAAUGAGCUGUCCGCAUGCCAGUG